Tachysurus fulvidraco (yellow catfish) is the source of this 7238-nucleotide messenger RNA. RefSeq names its product potassium voltage-gated channel, Shal-related subfamily, member 3 (gene kcnd3). Gene Ontology annotation, molecular function: protein binding; A-type (transient outward) potassium channel activity. The record is from RefSeq and is a predicted model, not a curated record. The coding region runs from base 481 to 2439 and encodes 652 amino acids. Gene Ontology annotation, cellular component: membrane; voltage-gated potassium channel complex; neuronal cell body. The transcript has 8 exons. Lineage: Eukaryota; Metazoa; Chordata; Actinopteri; Siluriformes; Bagridae. Gene Ontology annotation, biological process: protein homooligomerization; potassium ion export across plasma membrane.
AGAGAGAGAGAGAGAGAGAGAGAGAGAGAGAGAGAAGGAGCGCGAGCGCGAGCGUAUACCACCUCUGUCUAUCUGAGCAUCCUGCGGAAAUCGCGGAAAGAGCUCGUGCGCUGCGCUGCUUCUCUCCGCGAAGCAAAUGCACGCGCUCGGAUACUCGGCUUUUUAAACGCGCGGAAUGUCAACAAAGACGCGGCGGAUGCAGGAGUGAAGCUUUCACUUGUCUCUAAACCUUGAUAUCGCGAGUAUUUCUUUUAUCCUAAGCGAAACCUUGGACACUACUUCAUUUCACCAUUAAGGCUCUUUCUUUCUGAUGAUUUUUAUUUACUUUCUAAAGGUGAAACGACCACUUUAACCAAGUGUUCAGGGUGCGGAGAUGCUUGAGUAGAAAGUUUAUUUAUUUUCGCUGAUGGUGUCUGAUCUGAAGUCAAGCUGGUUGUGAAGGUGCUUGACCUAUUCCCCUCACCCCCAGACGGAGUAACCAUGGCUGCAGGCGUUGCGGCCUGGCUCCCCUUUGCCCGGGCAGCGGCCAUUGGCUGGAUGCCCGUGGCCAAUUUGCCCAUGCCGGUUGCUCCACCUGACAUGAACAAAAGGCAGGACGAGCUCAUUAUCCUAAACGUCAGUGGCCGUCGUUUCCAAACGUGGCGCAACACCCUGGACCGUUUUCCUGAUACCCUGCUUGGCAGCUCUGAGAAAGAGUUCUUUUUCAAUGAAGAGACUCGUGAGUACUUCUUUGAUCGUGACCCUGACGUGUUCCGCAGCAUCCUGAACUUUUAUCGUACUGGCAAGUUGCAUUAUCCACGCUAUGAGUGCAUAUCAGCUUACGAUGAAGAGCUAGCCUUCUUUGGGAUCAUCCCUGAGAUCAUCAGCGACUGCUGUUACGAAGAAUACAAGGACCGCAAACGUGAGAACGCUGAGCGCCUAAUGGAUGACCUUGAGGACAGCAAGGACAGCAAAUUGCCACAUAUGACUUUUCGUGAGACCAUGUGGCGUGCCUUUGAGAACCCGCAUACCAGCACCAUGGCCCUGGUUUUCUACUAUGUCACUGGCUUUUUUAUCGCCGUGUCUGUCAUUACCAAUGUGGUGGAGACUGUACCGUGUGGCUCUACACCCAACCAGCGGGACAUACCUUGCGGAGAACGCUACACGGUAGCAUUUUUCUGCAUGGACACAGCAUGUGUCAUGAUCUUCACCGUGGAAUAUUUGAUGCGGUUGUUUGCUGCACCAAGUCGCUACAGAUUCAUGCGCUCUGUGAUGAGCAUCAUUGAUGUUGUGGCUAUCCUGCCCUACUACAUUGGCCUGGUUAUGACCAACAAUGAGGAUGUGAGUGGUGCCUUUGUCACACUGCGAGUCUUCCGCGUCUUCCGCAUCUUCAAGUUCUCACGCCACUCCCAGGGCCUGCGCAUCCUGGGCUACACGCUGAAGAGUUGUGCCUCUGAGCUUGGCUUCCUGCUCUUCUCCCUCACCAUGGCAAUCAUCAUCUUUGCCACUGUUAUGUUCUAUGCUGAGAAAGGCUCCGCCUCUAGCAAGUUCACUAGCAUCCCGGCCUCCUUCUGGUACACGAUCGUCACCAUGACCACACUGGGGUAUGGUGAUAUGGUUCCUAAGACAAUUGCAGGGAAGAUAUUUGGCUCGAUCUGCUCUCUCAGUGGUGUGCUGGUGAUCGCGCUGCCUGUCCCUGUUAUUGUCUCUAACUUCAGUCGAAUUUACCACCAGAACCAAAGAGCAGACAAGCGACGGGCGCAGAAGAUGCAGAAAGCGCGAUUGGCCAGAAUGCGAAUCUCAAAGGCGGAAAGCUCGAACGCCUUCCUGCACAGCAAACGCAAUGGCAUGCUCACCCAAGCCCUGGAGCUAACACAUCUACCUUACAAGAUGAAACUGUCACAUGAGCAGAGCUCCACAGGUGAAGGGCAACAUCUGAAUAAGACGGCAUCAAUAAUAGAGAGCCAACACCACCACCUGCUGCACUGCCUGGAGAAAACCACGAACCAUGAGUUCGUGGAUGAGCAGCUGUUCGAGCAGAGUUAUGUGGAAAGCGGCCUGCAGCGUUUUCCAUCACAGAGCUCUUCCCUCGCCAGCCAGGAGGGUAUGAUAGGGUCCUGCUGUUCCCGACGAGCCAAGAAAAGCACUCAGUCUGCUAAUGCAGCACACUCACACCCUCACACACACACACAUUUACAUCCACAUGCUCACAACCUGCAGGAGCUCAGCACCAUACACAUCCAGUGUGGACAACAGAAUUCUCUCACCACUAGCCGUUCCAGUCUCAACAUGAUGCCAGAUGAAUCAGGAGGUCUGAACUGUAAGAGCAGCAGUCAGGUUACCACAGCAAUCAUCAGCAUCCCAAGCCCUCCCGCCAACACCUCCCCCAACAACCCAGAGGUUCCAUCCAACCCUACUACCAACUCCAUCACCGGUGUGGUGAAGGUCUCCGCGCUGUGACAGACUUGUGCCAGAAUCAAGCGAACGUCAGAACAGGGAGAGGGGAGGAGCACUCAGGAUGUGAAAACUGUAGAGUAGCCUGCCCCCUUGUGGGAGAAAUACAGCACUGACUCAGAUUCCUGAACAACAAAAUCCAAGGGGGUGAUAAAAACAAUUGUGCGAGUGCGUGUGCAUGUGUGUGUGAAGGAGAGAAAGAUUUACACAGAGAGAGAGAUAACAAUAGCAGAAGAGCCAUAACAACUUGAUCAAUCCAUCACAAGAUUGAUUAGAUGAGGAUGUCAAGAGUAACUCCGUAUCAAGCACUUUUUCUUUCUUUUUUGUCCUGAUUGUCUUGUAUUGUGUCUUAGGGAUGUGAUGUUUUGUCAGUUUUACAGGCAACAAUCUCAGCAACUGCUUAAGAGCAACUAAAAAGCAACAGCUAUCAACUCAACCAUUAAGAAUAUGUAAAGCAUAGUUAGUUUUCACCAUUUUAAAAGGCUGAAUAUGAUGACAUUAAAAGGAUUAAUCACCAAAUGGAAUUUCAUUUUAGCUGACCAGUGGAUUUGAUGGUGUUAACUUUGCUAAUGACAUACUUGAGAGUUUUUAAUAGUGCUGACCAGGGGUGGACAAAUCAAAUUCAUAGCUACACUGUACUUACCAAGAUAUCCAAGAAACUAGUCUAAAAAUUGUCAACUAAUGCAAUAUAAUUCAAAAGUAAAAUAGGUGAGUAUUUCAGUCCCUACAAGGGGAGACUUUGUGGAUAACGUUUCACUGCUUUGUGUUUGUGCCCAUAACAAAAAGGCAAAAAAUUUCAUCAGGCAGUUUUUGAGACUGGCUACUGCCUUCACUUUCAGCAGGAAUAUCACUUGAUCAGGAUCAGGAUCAACUUCAGUCCACGUGGCUAGUGCACAGGAUUCAGAACAGAUUAAUGCAGCCCACAGCACUGAAGAUGUAUGAUAACACCAUACUGAGUUUGUUACAUUAUCUGCUGCAUUAAAGUUACCCCCUUUGAGGAAAGCACUCUGCUCUCUUCCACAUGCACACUUAGAGCUCAGAGACGCAUGUGAUUGGCUAGUGUGAAUGUGGCACUGGAGAGUGAAUGCAUGUAUCAAAUGAAGUUUUCUUUUUUUUUGAGAGGAGAAAAAACACUUGCUGAACAUGUUUGUUCACACAAUGGAAAAUGUGACAAAUGUGUGAUUUGUCCACUCCUGUCUUUAAAUUUUAUUACAUCUUUUCUCAGAUUCUACAUGUUACUAAAGAAAGUAUGUAUGUUUUUCUUUUGGAUUGGUCACCAUCUAUUUUUUAAGGGAUCUGUGAUUAUUUUAUACAGAAUGCUGUAUUUGAGAAGGAAAAACAGUCACAUGAUGAUAUUCAGGUCUAAUAAUAAUUAGAUAAAGAAGCUUCCUAUUAGACAGUAAAUGGCAAGUUAAAAUUAAGAAAUUAAUAUUUCCCAAUAUUCGCUGGCUUUGUUGCCUUAAAAAAUGCUUAACCGAAUGCUAAACAUUUAGUUACUAGACCACCUUAUAGUAGAUUAUCAUUUAGAAAGGAUGGUUCAAGACAGAAGAAAGAACGAAACAUUUAAAUAUAAGCAUAAUGUAAUAUUUCAAGUCUUUUUCAUUUGUGUUGUUGUUGUUGCUAUUAUCUAUAUAUUAAUCUAUAAUUACAAGAAUAUCAUGCAGUCUUUGAGAAAAAUAACUGUUCCAUAACUGAACUCUGAAAAGACAGAAAAAAAAACUGUAGGCUUAGUUUGACAAAGAACAUGGGGAGACUUUUACAUGUUUGUGCGAGUGAGAGAGUGUAUUCACUCCUGUAAGGUUACAAGAAUUAGAGUGUAUUUGAUAUGUUAGGAUCUUUCCAUAAGUGUGUGUGCGUGUUCGUAAGCUCUCAGCGUGCCUGGAGCCUUUCACACAGUAUGUGCCUCUCUUGGGGAAAGGAUUUUUUAUCCUCUUCUAAUCCACUUGCCCUCUCUCCUUCUUUGGGUCCAAGAUGUUGAGUGGACAAACAGUGUCAAUCUCCAACUCGUCAGUAAUAACCUUGUAAAGCGGAACCAAAAAAAAUAUCUCUAUAUAUGAAAUAGGUAUUCAAAAUAUCUGUGAUUAUAAGCACAAGGCAUUUGGUGAGAAUUUGUGAGUAGGAUAUGUACUAAGCCUUGGUUCAUUUGUGAAUAUUGUUAAUAGGAUAUUUUGUAAUAUUUCGCCAUUGUUUGGCAAACCGAGUGCAGCUGCCACCCUUUUCCUCUUUCACUGUGGUCCAGUGCUGCCCUGUCUGCUUGUGUCUUUGAAAAAACCAUGCUUUCGAUAGUUGGUUUGGUCCUAAGUGUUGUUUUCUUUCUUGCUCAGUGGGCAUUUUAUUGAAAAAAGUAAACCUUGUUGUGUGUAUGUGUGUAUUCUACCUGCAUAGAAACCUUUGGUGUUGGCCACUUUUCUGUGUUGCUUUAUUUUGUCUUUUUCUUCUCUGAAAAACAAUGAACUCAGCACUGGGUCAAUGUUACCAUGGUGUCAGAGAAGCCACAAAGCAUUUUGAAUGACAUUUCUAUGGACCAAUCAGACGUCUUCUCCAUUACUUAGUCUCUGUUUCGUCAUGAUGGCCAUUUGUAGCGAGAAUGGCUUUGCCAGUAAUAUUGUAGAUAUGUGUGUUUGUGCUUUAGGACAGAAAUAACUAACUUGUUUCAUAUUUUAUGUUUUGUACUCCUGAAUUCAAAAUUGCAUUUAAAGAAUUUAAAGGCUAUGAGGUUUUUUUUUUCUUGCUCCGGAUCUAUUUUUUCCACUUUGAAUCUGUUUAGUUAUCUGAUGUGUAUAUGAGGUUUUGGCCUUCGAUGUUGUUGGAAAAUCUCAUUACUCUAGUUUAAAUCCUAUUUCUUAGGCUGCAUUUACAUUGUGGGCCUUAAGGCACUAUUUUGAUAUUUUCACACAGAUAUUUAUCCUGUAAGAAAUCACCCUUCUCUGGUUCCCAUCAUUAUGUUUGCAUAAUUCCCACACCAAAAUGAGCUAGGCAGAAAAGCAGCAACCUUUUACCAGUAGCAUCGCUGUGGUUGUAAAAAGACAAUGAUUCUGUUUCCACCAUGACUGCGUUCUUUAGUCUGUAAUUAAUGUCUUCUUUUGGCUUUAAUUAGGGUUAAAGCACCAAAUGUGUGUUUCUAUUGCCGCCCCCCCCCCCCCCCCCCCCAAAAAAAUGAGUUAUGCAAACCAAUCUGUAAGUCACAGAAACAUAUCAUUUGGCCAAUGGGUAUUACUCCAUUCCACUACUCAGGCAAGAGGUGGGCCCAACUGUCCUAAAGAUGGUGCUAUAGGGCAACAGUGAACAAUUACAGACAUUUACAUCUCAAGAACCCUGAAAAUUGGAGGUGACCAUUUUAUGUCCCAUUUUGUAGCUAAGCUAUUAAUUCCCAACCACUUACAAUUUAAUAUAUGAUGCUAAACCUAAUCCAAGUGGUUUGGGCAUAUCUUCAGAAAACUGGUGUCAAAAGGAGUGUAAUUAUCAAAAACAUGUUGUGGUUCGUCAACAUCAAUUCUAUCCAGUAUUCUCAGAGCCUAAUUUGCUCAAAUAUUGUAAGUACAAGGCAUGUUUAUACGGUACUGUGGAGGUCUGCAAAGUCUGCGAUGGUGUCAUCAUUCAGGGAUGGAGUUCUGUUUAACUAACUGUUUCCCAAACAAUUACAAAAAUGUAAAGCCUAAUAUAACUGAGAUUUGGUGUACUGCAUCGUUAUGAUAAUCUAUAAGUGUAUUAUUUAAAAAACAUGGCCACUGUCAGCCAAUCAGCUUUCAGCAGGCAUUUCACAUAACCAUUGAGUUAAAACUUGAUAAGGAUGUUAAUCUAUGUCUUUAUAGCGCAAUGUACCUAUGGAACUGGCCACUGGAGGUGGGAUUUGCAUCCGGCUAUAGUUUUACAUUGUCAUUGGAUCCAUAAAUGACUGUAAAAAAAAAAUUUAUAUAAUCUUGGACAACCAUAAAUAAUUUACUUGUAUUGUUUUAAAAGCUGCAUGAUGAAUUUUAGCCUAGAUUAUCAUCUCAUAAAAAAUUACAAUAACUUAAUAAGUUAGCAGGGAAAGUGUGUCUGGAUGAAAGCAUUAAGAUGUGAGUCAAAUGACCAAAAAGCAGAUAUAAUUCAGAUUUAAAAUCUGUUUACACUUACUGCAACAAUAUUUAAUCUGUGCCAGAGGAAAAAGAUGAAAAAUCUGAUCUGCCAAUGUAAAUGCAGCCCUACUGAUGGUUUCUUUUUUGUUUUUGGGGGAUUCUUUUUUUUUUUUUACAAAUUGAUCUUACUAACACUAUUAAUGCCCCUGAGCUUUGUCAAAUGAUAACUUCUUGUAUAACGUAAACUGUGUAAAAGACAUUGUUGGUUUGAAAGGAAAUAUAUUAGAGAUAAAAUAUUUUCUCAUUGUAAUGAUAAUAUAGUAGAAACACCAGCAUAUAGUGUAAAUGUUUUUACUUCAGGAAAUUAGGAAUAUUAUAAUUAUUGAUCAAGACCAUCGGUUCCCUGUGUCUGAAUAUUGAGACUUACACUGCCAUGUUUUGCCACAUUGCACCAAUGUGGCUUUUUCUUUAACACUCUUUUAGAUAUUGAAUAGACACAGAAUGAAAGCUCUUAACUGAGCGAGAGCAUCAAGAUCAGAAUACAAGAUUUUUUCCCUGAUGUUCUACCUACAUUUUAAGCCAUGGUAUCUGAGAUAGCCAUAUACAGAGACAGGAAUUUAUUUUAUUCCAUUCUGUCAUUGAUCAUUACAUGCAUUGAUCACGUUGUUUACCACAAAUAUGUGUAGAAAUUAAUUUCAAUAGCAAAGUAAGUGUGCAAUCAUUCAUAUACUUACAUGUCACAUUUAU